Cryptomeria japonica (Japanese cedar) is the source of this 3915-nucleotide messenger RNA. Its product is annotated as ABC transporter G family member 28. The record is from RefSeq and is a predicted model, not a curated record. Bases 506 to 3766 code for a protein of 1086 amino acids. Gene Ontology annotation, molecular function: ATP binding; ATP hydrolysis activity; ABC-type transporter activity. Lineage: Eukaryota; Viridiplantae; Streptophyta; Pinopsida; Cupressales; Cupressaceae. The transcript is spliced from 14 exons.
UGAUGAUUGCAAGUAAAAGCCGGCAAAAAUCUAGCUACAAAUGCCGAUCCGCCCAAUGAUUUCAGACGGCACAUAUAGCUUGUUUGAAAGGAUGAAUACAAUUAUAUCCGUCAAAGAGAACUUAUGCAAACUUCAAUAUGAUAUCAAAUAAAUUAAUGUGACAAGAUGAAAACUUAUCUAGAUCGAAAGGAGGCGGCAAACUUCUCCGCGUCUGAAUGUUUCUCCGCCUGCUAUCUUCUUGGGGUGGACUAUCUAUUGUAUCAAGCAUAUCACUCUCAAAAUAAGAUUCGAUUCAAACACACAGGAAAAAUCAUGGUGGAGGGAGUCAGAAUUGAACAUCCAACGUCCAAAAUCUUGAGUUCAGGGAAAAUUUCGAAGCAGCAAAUAAGAUUCGAUUUGAACAGAAAGGGAAAAUCAUCGUGGAGGGAGUCAGAAUUGAAUCUGUGACGGCCAAAAUCUCAGAUCAGGGGAAAUUUUGAAGUAGUAAAAAAUUUAAAUCAGGGAAAUGGAUGAUAUAAGGAGACAUUUAUGUUUAAUGUGUCUAAUUUUUCUUGUAUCUGGAGUAAGGUCUCAGCUUGACGAGAGCUUUGAUUCGGUUUCACGGCGUAUAUACGAAAGCAUCGAAUUGAUGACUGGAAAUAUCACCAACGAAGUUGCCGAUAAGUUCCCUUUCUGUAUAACGGACGUAGAUAAAGAACGGAAUGAUGCUUUUAAUUUCUCUUCAAAUCCGGACUUUUUAUCGCUUUGUCUGUUGGAAACCGACGGAGACAUGUUGCGGAGGCUCUGUAGUGUGGCAGAGGUCAAAUUCUACUUCAAUACCUAUGUGCGAACUGGUGAUGCAUAUGUAAACAAUAAUUGUAAUUCUUCAUCCUGGGGUCCAGGAUGUGAACCAGGAUGGUCAAGUACUACUUCUACCGUGUUUGAUCUUCAGAAUCCCACAAAGUGGCCUGCUCGAACUGAAAAUUCUAAGCCAUGCUGCUCUGGAUUUUUCUGUCCUCGUGGUUUGACAUGCAUGAUUCCAUGCCCCUUAGGUGCUUACUGUCCAAGAGCCAAGUUGAAUAGUUCUACAGGUUUAUGUGACCCAUAUAGCUAUCAGUUGACUCCUAGAGGGGUCAAUCAUACUUGUGGAGGAGCAGAUCGAUGGGCUGAUGUUAAGAGAACAGAUGAAGUUUUCUGCUCGGCUGGAUUUUAUUGUCCAACUACCACAGAAAGAACAAUCUGUAGUGAUGGGCACUAUUGCAGACUGGGGUCUACAUCACAGAGUAGAUGCUAUCCAUUUACAACUUGCGAGCCAAAUUCAACUAACCAAAACAUUCAAGCUUAUGGCGUGAUGCUUAUUGUCAUAAUAAUAACCUUGCUUUUGCUCAUCUACAACUGUUCUGAUCAAUUGCUCGUCAUUCGUGAAAGAAGAAGAGCCAAAGCCAGGGAAGCAGCAGCUAGGUCUGCAAGGGAGAGCAUGCGGGCACGCGAGCGAUGGCAAUUAGCAAGAGAAGCUGGAAAACGCUGGGCAAGUAAACGUCAGAGACAACUGAGUAGAACAUUUUCAUGCAUCCAAUCUAGUAAGAAUCCUGAAGAAGAGGAGACUUUGGCUCCUUCUGGACCACUUCUCUCAGAUGAUGUUUCAUUUGUUCAUCUGUCAACUAUUCCUGAAGAAAAUGUGGAACAAAAAUCAUCUGUAGAAUUAAGAGAUCUGUAUGAGAUACAACCUUCUUAUAUUGCUGACCAGGAGGAGGAUCCUAAGAAGGAUCCUUCGUUAGCUUUUAUUGAUCCUAAUGUUAAUCAUCACAAAGCAAAUAAGCAUCAUAUUGGCCAUAGUCGUAUUCAUCUUUUUGAGUAUGCUUAUGGUGAAAUAGAAAAGGAAAAGAUGACACAGACAAAUCACUUGACUUUGAUGGAUGCCAUUUCAAAAGCUACUUUAGGUGGGAUUAAAAGUCGGCCUCAAAUUGAAGUUUCUUUCAAAGAUCUCAGCCUCACUCUUAAAGGGAAUGGAAAGAAAAUUUUGAGGAAUGUGACUGGAAAACUGAUGCCAGGACGUAUUGCUGCUGUUAUGGGUCCUUCUGGUGCUGGAAAGACUACAUUUUUGAAUGCUUUGGCUGGCAAGGCGACGGGCUGUGUUGUGACAGGUUCUGUCCUUAUUAAUGGAAAGCCAGAGUCAAUAUAUUCAUACAAGAAAAUAAUUGGUUUUGUUCCACAAGAUGAUAUUGUACAUGGCAACUUGACAGUAGAGGAGAAUCUUUGGUUUAGUGCUAGAUGCAGGCUUCCUGUUAGCAUGCCAGAAGAAGAAAAAGUUUUCAUUGUUGAACGUGUCAUCGAAGCUUUGGGGUUGCAGUCUGUGCGAGACUCACUAGUUGGUACAGUGGAAAAGCGAGGAAUCUCUGGAGGACAGAGAAAACGAGUAAAUGUUGGUCUUGAGAUGGUGAUGGAACCUUCUCUUUUGAUCUUAGAUGAACCAACAUCUGGUUUAGACAGUACUUCUUCGCAAUUGCUACUAAAAGCUCUUCGGCGUGAAGCUUUAGCUGGAGUGAACAUAUCUAUGGUACUUCAUCAACCAAGCUACGGAUUGUUCAAGAUGUUUGAUGAUAUAAUGCUGCUGGCUAAAGGUGGAUGCACGGUGUAUCUUGGACCGGCAGACGAAAUUGAAAAAUACUUUUCAAGCCUUGGAAUUAAUGUCCCUGAUCGUAUCAAUCCACCCGACCACUUUAUGGAUAUCUUAGAGGGGAUCGUAAAGCCUGAUGGAAAUCCAAAUUUUGAGUGCAAUGAUCUUCCUAUCAAAUGGUUGUACAGUAAUGGUUAUGAGAUUCCAGUAGACUUACAGAAAGCUUCUGCAAGAGGCAGUAAUACAAAUAACAACCCUUCUAGUUCUGACAAUGGAAACAUAAAAACUUUUGGACAGGAUCUAUGGGAAGAGGUGUGGUGUAACAUUGAGUUAAAGUGGGAUAGCAUUAGGCAUAGCUUCUUAAGGGUAAAAGAUUUUUCUAAUCGUCAGACUCCAAGUUUCUUCAAACAAUUUAUACUCUUUUUACGGAGAGUUGCCAAACAGCGUUUCCGGGAUGCCAGGGUACAAGCACAAGAUUACCUUAUUUUAUUGCUUUGUGGAAUAUUUAUGGGAAUUCUGGCUAAAGUAAAGGAUGAGGACUUUGGAUUUGCUGGGUACACAUAUACGAUAAUUUCAAUGUCUCUUCUGUGCAUGAUAGCAGCAUUGAGAACAUUUUCUCAGGAUAAAAUGCAUUACUGGAGAGAGAGUGCUGCUGGAAUGAACAGAGUAGCAUAUUUUGCUGCCAAAGAUAGUAUUGAUCACUUCAAUACAGUGAUUAAGCCACUCGUUUAUCUCUCCAUGUUCUAUUUUUUUAACAAUCCACGAUCAACAUUUGCAGCAAAUUAUAUUGUGACACUUGUAAUGGUUUAUUGUGUGGAAGGAAUUGCUUACAUAUUUGCCAUAACUCUCAAUCCGGGAUCAGCUCAGCUGUGUUCUGUGCUUUUUCCUGUUAUUUCCGUUCUGCUAGCAACUCAGAAAGAGCCGGUUGGAAUUAUGAAGCAUCUCAUGAAAGCAAACUAUUCACGUUGGGCUCUUGAGGCAUAUAUGAUAGCAAAUGCAAAAAUGUAUUCUGGUGUCUGGUUGAUAUCUCGUUGUGGUGCACUGUGGGGCAGAAGGUACAAUCUACAUGAUUGGAUCACUUGUAUUGAGGUUCUUGUUGGUAUUGGAGCAUUAGCUCGGUUGGUAGCUUUUAUUUGUUUGCUUUCCUUUAAUAGGAAAAGGCAAAGGUGAUGUAUAAUAUCUAAAUUCUAGAAAACAUGUUGCAUUGAGAUGUAAAAUUAAAAUAUUUGUGGUAUACUAAAUUUAUUCUUUGGAAAUUAUUUGUUAUUUCAUCAAAAAAAUCUGUAAUGCUACAAUGAUACUAGAGUGUAUUGUGUCAA